AUGCCGCCACGUGGAAGAGGAGGAAAUUUCAGAGGUCGAGGCGGUCGUGGUAGGGGAAGAGGUGGCCGAGGAGGCAAAGCGACAAGCCGAUUUGGACCUAAUCGACGAUUUGACGGCGCUCGACUUGCAGACAACGCUGGAUCAGAAAGCUCUGGUUCAGAAUCAGAAUCUGCGCCCGAAGACGCAGUGAUGGAGGACAUCGAGUCCGAGUCCGAGGACGACGACGAACAGACAGCAUCUUCAAAGCCAUAUAUGACUCUAUUACAAAGUUUCAAUGAAGAAAAAAGCACCCCCAGUUCCAAGCGACGAAAGCUGGAUCACAAGGAACCGACUCAAUCUCAAUCUGAUGAAGAUUCCUCUUCCGACGAGGAAGGCCAAGAAGGCCAAGACAACGAAGAAAAGGACAUUGACCGUGCUGAAGAUGAACCUGAGGACCAAGUUGAGGAGCAAGUCGACGACGAUGACGAUUCAGAGGAUGAGGAAAACCCAACUGAUCCUUUUGAUGUGCACUUCGCGCACCCCGACGACGACAUUAUCGCAAAGAGAGUCAAGUCAGUACAAGAGGGAAAUUGGGCAACAAAGCGAGCGAUACUACAAACCUUGAGGGCGACUGCCACGUAUCCAGCUUCUGAUGCAGGAUCUGAAGUACCGAAACCUAUUGCUGGGCUCGAUGGAUUGCAGCUCAAGCAGAAGCUCAAGGAGAUUUCUUCUCGCAAAAUCGGUGAGCUCAGCGCUGUUCAGCGCAAUAUGAGCCCGCUUCUUUUUAACUAUAACGAUGUCUUAUUUUGUGAUCGUACAGUAAAGAACUCGGACUCGUUGCGAGAAUUGACGUGCCUUCAUGCGCUCAACCACGUCUUCAAGACUCGAGACCGCGUAAUCAAGAACAACUACAAGCUGGCCAAGGAAGGCCAAGACACCGAUUUGGAACUUCGAGAUCAAGGUUUCACUCGACCAAAGGUUCUCUUCCUUCUGCCCACACGCAACUCUUGUCUUCGCAUGGUCAACAUGAUCCGUGAUUUGUGCGAGCCAGAUCAGCAGGAAAACCGAAAGCGGUUUGACGAUGGGUACGUGGAUAAGGAGGCCAGGUUUGGCGCAGACAGACCAGCCGACUUUAAGGACCUCUUUGAGGGAAGCGACGAUGACAUGUUCCGUCUUGGCAUGAAGUUUACUCGCAAGACGAUCAAGUACUUUUCGCAAUUCUACAACUCAGAUAUCCUCUUCGCCAGUCCUCUAGGCCUGCGAAUGGCCAUUGGUUCCGAGGAGGACAAGAAGCUCGAUUUUGACUUCCUAAGCUCAAUCGAGAUGGUUGUUGUAGAUCAAGCCGACGCUCUUCUCAUGCAAAAUUGGGAACAUGUUGAGUUUAUCUUUGAGCACCUGAACAUCCAGCCUAAGGACGCUCAUGGCUGUGAUUUCAGCCGUGUACGAAAUUGGUAUCUGGAAGAUUGGGCAAAGUUCUUCAGGCAAACAAUCAUUUUGUCUGCCUUUAACACUCCCGAGCUGUCCGAGCUGCUUCGGUUACAUUGUCACAACUGGGCUGGAAAGGUUCGACUGCAACCUGAGUAUCCUGGCACGUUAUCACAACUCGGGGUCAAGGCAAAACAGACUUUUUCACGGUUCCAGUCCAAGUCGGUUGACAAAGACCCUGAGGCUAGGUUCGAGUAUUUCACUUCUGCUAUCAUCCCUUCGCUUGCCAAACGAGCAAAGGAUGCCACAGGUACUCUUAUUUUCGUCCCCUCAUAUCUCGACUUUGUCCGCGUGCGCAACUACUUUGCGACAUCAAGUGCUGUGGAGAACGUCACCUUUGGUGCGAUCUCUGAGUACACGGAUGUCCCAGAGGCAUCUCGGGCGCGCUCACAUUUCCUCAGCGGUCGUCACCGAGUGCUACUCUACACAGAGCGAGCACACCACUUCCGACGAUACCAAUUCCGUGGCGUGCAGCGGGUCAUCUUCUACGGCUUACCCGACAAUCCCAUAUUUUAUACUGAGAUUGCAGGCGGAUAUUUAAGCAAGAGUGAGCAGGAUCUAAGGCUCGAGCCUGGCCAGGGAACCGCCAAGGUUGUGUUCUCCAAGUACGAUGUGAUGAAGUUGGAGCGAAUCGUGGGCUCCAAGAGAGUUGGCAAGAUGAUCCAGGAUCGCGGCGAUACCUUUGAGUUUCUUUAG
Messenger RNA from Fusarium venenatum, 2160 nucleotides. RefSeq lists its product as uncharacterized. Gene Ontology annotation, cellular component: small-subunit processome; nucleolus. The record is from RefSeq and is a predicted model, not a curated record. NCBI's taxonomy places the organism in Eukaryota, Fungi, Ascomycota, Sordariomycetes, Hypocreales, Nectriaceae. Gene Ontology annotation, biological process: maturation of SSU-rRNA from tricistronic rRNA transcript (SSU-rRNA, 5.8S rRNA, LSU-rRNA). Gene Ontology annotation, molecular function: rRNA binding; U3 snoRNA binding.